AUGACACCAUGGGAAUUCCGUGUCUCCGCAUAUACUCUUCUCGCCUCCUUCUUCCUCCGUGUUUCUAGUCGACAAGUCAACGUUACUAUCGACGACGAGUUCGGAGACGACAUCACCGGAGCAAAACCAGUAUAUAGCCCCGACACGGGCUUGUGGACCCAAGGAUCCACGUGCACCGGAUGCGGUGUCAGAUCCAUCGCAUAUCCACAGGGAGAAGUCCAGGCAAGCCAGGCAUUCCACGGGACAUGGCAUGACGCUACCUACUUAUCGGGAUACGGAUCACCGUGCGCGGUCACGCUGACGUUCAACGGUACCGCGGUCGUCGUCUUCAACCUCAUCGCCAACGCCGGCGUCGAGCAGACGAACACGAACACCAGCGUCGACUUCUUCCUCGACGGCGCGCUCGCAGGCUCGUACUUGCACGAACCGGACUCUGAGGGGCCUUCAGUUCUGUACAACGUUCCCGUCUUCUCCAAGUCUGGACUCCCCCACCAGCCACACACACUCGUCAUGCAGGCGGACACGACGACGUUUUCACUCAUACUCUUCGAUCAUGCCAUCUACACAGUCGACGACGGCUCAGACGUCAAUGACGACCACGUCGACCACGUCGAAUGGCCCAAAUGGCACCCUAACGAGCUCGACGAAUAUUUCAAGUAG
This is a messenger RNA of Epithele typhae, 660 nucleotides long. RefSeq lists its product as uncharacterized. Bases 1 to 660 code for a protein of 219 amino acids. Lineage: Eukaryota; Fungi; Basidiomycota; Agaricomycetes; Polyporales; Epitheliaceae. The record is from RefSeq and is a predicted model, not a curated record. The transcript is spliced from 2 exons.